UUAGGUGAUCACGUGAUCACUGUGUAUUAUUGGAUUUCCCCAGGUAGGUAAGGUGAGGUAGGCAGGUAGAUUGGUUAGUAUCGACGAGCUCUCAACAAGAGUAGAAACACCCAGACUUCACGACGGUGGCCAUGCAUUUGUCUUUAUAAUAAUCGCUGGCCGGAUCCAAGAUAUACUUCACCUCACCUGUAACGAGUUUAAUAUUUACGUUUUCGCCAUCAUCACACCUGGACCAUGGAUUGCCUGGUACAGCAGCCAGUCUGGACAGGAGCCUACCAUCACAGGCCUCUGCCCCUCUCUCACCAUCAUCAUCAUUUCUUCUCUCCCUACUACUUCCCAAAGAAGAGAUCAUCAAUCUCCCAUUACUAUCCAGCAUCCUCAUAUAACUUCCCAUCCAAACACGACGACGUGGGUUUCCCCACUGAUAUUAAAAUAGAAGCUAGUGAAGAAUGUUUACUUGACGAUGACAAAGAUGAGAAAAUCUGCGUAGUAUGUGGAGAAAAGGCGUCUGGGUACUAUUUCGGUGCUCUGGUCUGUCUACCAUGCAAAAGCUUUUACAUCCGCUGCACAAAGGAGGGCGAGCCAACCUUCACCUGCCAGUGCAAUGGCAACUGUGACAUUGCAAAACAGGGCCGCAUUCGGUGCCAGUACUGUCGCUACCAGCGAUGUCUUAUGGCUGGAAUGUGCCGUAAAGAAAAGCCCGAAACUGUCCAGCCAGCCGAAGGACAGGUGUUGUGUAAGGUUUGCGGAGACAUUGCUAACGGUAUUCACUUUGGGGUCAACACCUGUGAAGGAUGUAAGAAAUUCUUUCGACGAGGUUUAGUUGAGAACCAAAGCUAUGUGUGCAAGGGAGAUAAGAAAUGUACCAUCAAUCCACGGAAUCGCAACAACUGCCGCUUUUGCCGCUACCAGAAAUGUAUCACUGUUGGUAUGUCCAGAGAAGCUAUCAAGAUGGGUCGUCCAAAGAAGUCCGAUAACAGUGACAGUCUUUUGUCCUGUUCCCCUGGAACUGACCUGUCUGAUCUGUCUGAGGAGAGUAACAGCCCUCACUCCUCUCUGAGUGAGAUGUCACCCCAUUCCUCCUUCGACAGUGGAGCAGGCUCACCCAUGUCCCAGCAUGACUCAGACUCCAAGUCUGUGGACGAUGCAUCUUACAUUGGCUUCUUGGUAGCGAGCAAGAAGAUCAAGACGGAGUCAAGUGAAUCAGCCUGUGAGCAGACAGACUCCAAGAGGAUGCCCAUGCCUACAGAUCUGCUAUAUACACAACUGACUCCCAUGUCCGAUCAUUGUUCCAUGGUCAGUAACACUCUCCGUACCUCUCACUGUAGCCAGGCUAACUCCUGCUGGACUAGCUCCUCCUCCACCCCCAUCAACACUUGGCAUGGCCCUACCACCUCCUCCCCCUCAGCCCGCACACCCUGUGUGGCACCUUCCAAUAACAUGGGCCAAAACCAGCCAACAGCCCAGCCCACUGCCCUCUCCUUCAUGGAGGAGGAAAUGGAUGAAAUUCUGGACUAUCUCCAGACUGAGCAAAACAUUCAGGCUCAGGACAAAACUCCCUGCCCCACCUCCAGGCCAUCUCAUCAAAACUUCAACUACUACCCUGACAACUUCCCCACCCGGUCCCCAUGUAUGAUGGAUAGGAGUGGAUGUCCAGUACCCCCACAGCAUAUGCCUGUAGAGACCAGUGCUGACCCCACCACCUCUACCUUCCCUGACCCCUCCACAAACAAUGUCCAAUAUCCUAAUACACCCAACUUUUCAGAUUCACCAAUCAGUUCAAACCAAUAUCAGAUGAACUCUCCCUCCCAGAGCCCUAUAUAUCCCCACUCCCCAGGCAGUUCUAGCCAGUAUUGCCCCUCCCCCAGUAACUCCAACCCCUGCCCAGGGUCUCCGGGUAAUACCUCACAGUACAUGAGCUCCCCAGCCAACUCCCCACACUACAGUGGGCCACAGUUUCAUAGCUCCCCUAUCCACUCUGCCCAGUAUUCGCCCAGCUCCCCCUCCAACUGUAUGUACCCCGACUCCCCCCACAGUAGUUGCCAGUACUCCCCGCCCCCACAGGAGCCAGUCCAGCACACUGAUUGCCAACAGUACCCAGCUAUCAUCAAGGCAGAGUUUCCCGGUAGCAUGCCAAGACUCCAUCCCACUGCUACCUACACCAACACCACCGACGGUUUUAGCAGAUCACGCUGAGCCAGUUUCGUACCUUUUGAUGUAGCAAUAAUUCAGGCGACACCUUGUCACCAAGGGAGAGAACUGUGAUUGAUCUCCAAGUGCCCACACCUUACCUAGGCCUACAGAGUGCCAGAUGUACACCUAUAUUUAAGACAUUGACAAGUUCCUGGCUGUCUUUUGACAGCCUAGUUGGAAUUGCAACUUCUAGUUCAUUUAGUUUCAUUCAUUUAUCAUAUUCAUCCUGUCCUAUCUAUACAUAACUUUGUUACAGAAGGUGGAGACUAGCUAUAAUUACGAGAUGUUUGUUUAACAAACAUCAAGCUUAUUUUAUUGAUGAUUAGCUUGGAGUGUGAGUAACGUUUAUAGAACUAUUGUUUUUUAUAACAUUUGACCAAAGGAUCUGCAUUCCUUUCACGCUUUUUAUGUUAUACAUGUAUUUUGCCAUUUCUGAGCUUCUCAUGACCCGGAUCAUAUCAGUUGAUCCAAGUUAUUCAACUUUUUAUAUACAAUUUUAUACAUUGUAAUUAUUGUUUGACUUAGAAAUGCAGUCCUUUAGUUAAAGGAUCAGUCGAGUUUCAGACUUGAUUCUUCCAAUUAUUUAUAUUUGUUCUGAGUCGAGUUUCAGACUCAGGUUUUUGUAAUAUGUUAUAUGUGCAUAAUACGACAAAAUGACAGCAGUAUCGACUGUUGGAAAGCGAAAUGAUGAUCAGUAUAUGAUUUAUAUUAUGUAUUCUUAUAUCUACAUAAUGAUCAGUACAAUAUACAUAUCUACAUAAUACAAGACUUUGUGGAGGUUGUUAGCUUGACUGUGAUACACAGUUGUUAAGUUUAUUGUUGGUGCAUGUCCAUUUUAUUUGUUAUAUAGUUGUUUAUAUUAGGCAGCAGUGGGGGAUAGUGUUCUAGUUCCACUACUACACUGAAUUGUUAAAUUAUUUUGUUUGUUUAUUUCAUUAUUUGUUAUUUUCGUUACUUUUUAAAAAUUUUGAAUUCUUUUAAAUUUGUGUUCUUUUUUAUUUGAAAUUUGUUUCCUUGUUAUUAAAUUUACUAACUUCUUUGGAAUUUUAAAAGCACAAAAGAAAUGCUAUUAGAACCAAAAUGGAGAUUUAUUUUUAGAUAUAUUGUAGAGGAACUAGGAGCUAUUGCCUGGUGUUGCCAUGACAAUGAUAUACUAACCUUGACAACAGAUGUAUGUCUGUAUUCCGUCCAUUCAUCAAACUAAUUACUUUGCCACAUUUUCCCUUACAGUGCUUGAGUUUACCUCAACCCCUCGACUAAAGCUUAUCUUAAAGCUUACCUUGCUUAACCAAUGAAAUUUGACAUCUCUUAGACCUUGAGUUUGAUUGGCUGAGCUUUUGAGACACGACUCAACCAGUUGUUGGCGAUUUUGUGGCAAAAAAAACCUUAAAUUAACAUCGAGUAUCAAGUUUGUCAUGCUUAUGUCAUCAGCAAGACUUGUAUGUGUAUAAAACACAGUACAUGAUUGAUAUCACAUCAUCUUCAAUCCUUGACAAGCUUUACUUUUGAUUUAGUGAAGAAAUGCGGCUUUAAGACAAAUCUAUACACUUUAUUAAGUUAGUUGACAAGACCUAUUUCUGGGUUGUUAUGCUGCUAUGUAUAUGUAUUUUGAUUUUACAUAUCUUUGAUUUGCAAGGCAUAUUUUAUGUCAAUCACAUUUUUCUGUUGACAUUUAAAGCAUUUCAACAGUUUUAGUAUCCUGGAUACUAACAUUUUAUAAUUUGUAGAGACAGCUUAAUUUAUUUUAUGAAUGAGGUGAAAUUCAGUUCAGAGUUUUAUUUUUGUUUUGAGCUAUCAAUAGUGCUAAAACCAAACAAAUUCAACUUUUUAUUUUAAUAAAAAUUAUUUUAAAAGUUCAAAAAUUUUCAGUGACAUUUUUGGAUACAAAAUUAAUCCUUGCAAUUAGUUUGCUGUCACUAUUCUAGAGUUGUCUCCCCUUCAGUGAAUCAACCCUAAACAAAAUAGUCUAUGGCAGUCACUUAUAUUUAUUGUUUUUUCUUUUUCUUUUUUUAAAGUUUUUGGCAUAUGUAUAUCAACUUAUCAAAUUAUCUCUUUAUAUUUCAAAAACUUGUCUAAACCUGACUGUCAUAGACUAUCUGGAACUUUAUAUUUGGAGUAUUUCGCCAUGAUUACACAUUUAGAAACAUCUUUGUGUUUGGUUUUUUCUCACAAGAUUGCAUUGGAUAUCUAAGAUACAUCUAUAUUAAAAAAAUGCAUGCCUGUUGAUUCACUGGAGGGUUAUUUUUUUUAUUUAUUUUUAAUGGUUUAGACAAGUUUUUGUUAACAUUUAUUUCAUAAAAUCAGCAGUUUAGAUACAAAGAAUAUUUUUUGAUUUUUUUAAAAUUAAUUUUUUUAAUAUUUUUAUUUUCAGUUUUGUCUGAUAGAUUUCUCAGACAACAUCACAAAAGAUAAGCAACCUUUUUUUUAAUUUUAAUUUUUAAAUCUUAUUUUUUCAUGCAGAUAAAAAAUAUGAAAAUUCUACUAUGAUUUUUCUUUUUCAUUUUGGAUAAAGAUAGUUUAUCUUUUGCAAUAAAGAUAUGUGUUAAACAAUAUUAAAAUAUACCUCCCGUAAUUUGUUCAUGCAAUGGUUUGUUGGAGGAUUAAAACUUUUUUGUUUUGAAAUUUAGGGAAAGUUUUGGUACUUUGCAGAAAUCCGAGCCAACCUUUUAUAAAAGGAAUAUUUUGUGAUAUAGUUUUACAAUGAUUCCAUCCAAAUUGACAUUAUUUUUUCUCCAUUUUGGUACAACUGUUUUUAUGAUAUUUUUGAUACAUUGGUGUGUGUUAUGUGACAGGUUGCAACUACUGUGUUUAUACUUAAAGAAAAUUCCACCAGGGAAAAUAUCAAUUUAAAUGAAGGGGUUUAAAACACUUAAAGUUGUUUUUAGUUUUAUGUUUAUGAACAUCAUUUAGAAAAUUUCAUCAAAUUCAUUUACUAAUGAAAUUGUGGACUUUCAAAAUAUGGAGAUAUACCAUUUUCACAAUACAAAAUAUUUUCAAAAAGUAAAAGAAAAUGAAAGUUUUGAUACAAAUGAUUUGAAAAUUUUGGAAUGGUACUGUAAAUUUUUAAUGUAUUUGAAAAAGAUUAUUGUAUAUAACUUGAAACCAUGACAACUGGAUGCAAAAUGCUCCAGAUGCUGUAACUGCUGAUCAAUAUAUAAUCAAUUUUUUGUAUGAAUUUCUUCAUCUUCACACAUACUCAAUGUAUAACAUGCACUUUACCACAGCCACAUUUAUAUUUACAAUCCAUUGUUUUAACAAACUUUACACAUACCUUAACACAAACAGUUUUAUAUUAUGAACACUAUACACACGUGUAAGACCACAUAUAUAUACAACCUCACCUGAUAAAGACACUUUAUGUACACAUGUGCCAGUUUAUCUAUGUAUUAUGUAAACACAUGAUGCUACUUUUACCUACAAAUACACAUGUACACACGUGCCACUUUACCAACAAUUACAUAUUAUGUACACACAUGUGACGUUGACACGAGUGCUACUUUUACCUACAAUUUCCCUAUACAUUAUCUGUACACACGUACCAUUUUCCCACACAUUUUAAACACAUGUGCGAUUUCCCAACAAAUACAUGUCAUACGUACAUGUAUCACGUUCCCUACAAAUACACAUGUACUCACGUGUGAUAUUUCAUUGAAAAAUGGUAAUUAGACUACCUAUACUCAUGCAUGCAGAAAUCAAAGCCCUGUCACACUCUCUCAAACAUUACAACAGUAGGUAGCAGUUCCACAUCCAAUCCCAUAUCUGUUACUUCCAUACUGGUGUACAUAUCACUCACAAUAUUCUCUAUAUAUUUUGCAUAUAAAACUAAUUUUCAUACGUUCUGAAUUGAAAAUAUAUAAAUGUAUAUUACAUCAUAGAAACAUAUUUCAUACAUCAAAUAUUCAUCAGUUAAAAUAUUUAUAUAAAAUAGAAAUGCCGUUGAUGCAUAAAUUUUAAUAUCUUCAUUCUGGUUGUGAUAAAAAUAAGUAACAAUUAUCUUGCCAUUCUACAUAAAAUAUAUUAAGGAAAUUUGGAUGCCAAUGAUCAAUAAUUGUCGAUGUCCUUCUAACAGGAUUUAAUGUCAAAUUCAGAUGAAAAUUUGAACAUUAAAAGCAUGAAGUAUGUUACUAGGAUCUGGUGUGUUUUAUCCUGCCCGUUGAUCUUAGCCUAUGUUGUUCCAUUAGCCAAUUUAUCCUGGCUAAAUUAUUUAGUCUAUGUUGUAACAUUAGCCAAUAUCCACUGGCUAUUCACCUAGCCUAUGUUGUAGCAUUAGCAAAAUUAUAUCAAUGUUUGAUGUCUUGUAGAUGUAGCCAUUUAUGUCAUUGCAAUCAUCAGAAUGGAGUAUGUCACUUAAAGGGAUACAGUUUGGUAUUUUUUUGGGAAUUAUUUCACUUUAAGGAGAUACAGUAUAUGUCCCUGUGAAUUCUAUCACAUUAUGGAGAUACAGUGUGCUAUUUCUGUGUGAUUUUGUCACUAAAGGUGAUGCUGUAUAUUUCCAUGUGAAUUCUGUCACUUUAAGGCGAUAUGAAAUUUCUUUGGGAAUUCUGUAACUAAGGAGAUGGGGUAUGAUAAUUUACAUACAUCGAUUCUCUGGGAAUUGUGUCACUUGAAGGAGAUACCGUAUGGUUUUUCUCCCUGAAUUCUGUCACUUUAAGGAGAUUUGGUGUAUGAUUUCUCCCUGAAUUCUGUCACUUUAAGGAGAUUUGGUGUAUGAUUUCUCUGUGAAUUCUGUCACUUGAAGGAGAUACAGUAUGGUUUUUAUCCCUGAAUUCUGUCACUUUAAGGAGAUUUGGUGUAUGAUUUCUCUGGGAAUACUGUCACUUAAGGAGAUGCAGUAUGAUGUUUUACAUACAUGGAUUCUCUGGGGGUUGUGUCACUUUAAGAGUUACAUUUUAUACAGUAUUGUUAUUUCAGGUGCAGGGGUUUUCUGUAAAUGACAGGGUAUAUAUAUCAAAACAAAGGCUGAUUUCAAUUUAUGAUUGUGAUUUUCUGAGCAUGAAAGAUCUGAAGAUGAUUAAUGAACAAAUUUAGGAAUCCUUUAAAUAAAAUUAUUCUUUAAAAAGAUGCAAUAAAAUCUGCUACUCAGAUGGCCUACUUAUCCUAUAAAUCAGGAUAAUUUGUUUGUCAUGAGCUACAUAACACUGAUUUCGGGGUCAGAGAUGGCACAGCGAAAUCACAAGUCGUAAUCACUAAUACCAAUGGUAACAAUCAUAUGAUGUAAUUAGUCAAGAGAAGCAGAGCAGUUAGCACAAAAGUAAGAAAAACUGUAAUAUAGAACUGACUUCUGUUUUAAUGCUUAUCUUGAUUUCCAGUUAUGCUGUAAUAUGUUAUAUCUUUAUCAAGAUAGUUAAGGGUACCUGGAACCUAGAAUUGAGCUGCUAAGUUUGUCUAUAUUUCGGGUGACUGUGAUGUGAUUUUAAGGUGAUAAGGGUAAUAUUGCUCACUGAAGUUGCCAUUAGGAGAUCUGAGUACAGUUAACGGAUAAUCAGGGCCUUUUCGUCCUCUUAAUCCUAAGAUCCUUUUGGCUACCUCUUGCUGGUUUUACACCCUCAAGACCCUUACAUCCUCCUGAUGAUGUUGGCCUUACGUUUGUCAUCGUAUGUCAUAUGUGUUUUUGUCCUGCAAGCUUUUCCCAUGAUUAAAUACUUAUUUUAUUCCCUAAUUUUCUUUACAGCUUUUAAGCACUCUUUUUUUUAGAAUAACACAAAUGGAAUAUUAAAAGAAUGGAUAAAAUAUGAUGAAAAUGUAUAUUUCGAAAUGUCUUUAGUAUGUUGAAAUUUUGUGAAUUUUUUGCAUUUUCUUCCUUAAAACAGAUUAAGAAAACUGAUGGCUCUGCCAAUUUUGAUGAUACCAGUUGAGUGUAUAUUUGUUGUGACAAUUGUAGCCUAUUUGGAUUGAGAUGGUCACUCUCAAGGAAAUAAAGUUGUUUUGUGAUACCUA
Pecten maximus is the source of this 8130-nucleotide messenger RNA. RefSeq names its product flocculation protein FLO11-like. Gene Ontology annotation, biological process: regulation of DNA-templated transcription. Bases 235 to 2196 code for a protein of 653 amino acids. Lineage: Eukaryota; Metazoa; Mollusca; Bivalvia; Pectinida; Pectinidae. The transcript has 7 exons. The record is from RefSeq and is a predicted model, not a curated record. Gene Ontology annotation, molecular function: sequence-specific DNA binding; DNA-binding transcription factor activity; zinc ion binding.